This is a messenger RNA of Eptesicus fuscus (big brown bat), 603 nucleotides long. RefSeq names its product fibrous sheath CABYR-binding protein-like. The record is from RefSeq and is a predicted model, not a curated record. The coding region runs from base 10 to 603 and encodes 197 amino acids. NCBI's taxonomy places the organism in Eukaryota, Metazoa, Chordata, Mammalia, Chiroptera, Vespertilionidae. The transcript has 2 exons.
UGUGCCUACAUGCGGCCAAAUGCCCACGGGAAUCACUCCUGGCCAGAGUCCCUGGAGCCCGAGGAGGCAGAGCCCAAGGCACCGGCCCAGGAGGCAGAGGAGGCUCCUGCAGAAACACCUGAAGUCCAGACAGAGGCGUCUGACGAGGAGUCUGAUGAAGAGCUGGAGGCGUGGGCACCUCCAGAGGUCCUGCCACCUCCAUCAGCCUCUCCGGUGGCAGCUGUGGAGCCGGGGCCGGCCUGGGAGGCACCUGCAGACAUGACUGAGGCCCCACCACCCCUGGAUGAGGAGCCCUCCCUGGAACCUGCCCAGGGUCCUGCCUCAGAGGAGGAGCUGCCUCCUGAAAGCCCAGCAGCGCCAGCUCCAGAGCCGCAGGCUGAGACCGCUCGCCGUCUCCCCUCAGAAAAACUGGUGCUACCUCCCCUCGUUGACCUUUUCCUUCUAUUUUCCUUCCUUUUUAUGUUUCACUUUUCUUCAUGGGGUUAUUCAAUUGUUUAUUUUUUAAUUGUUAUUAUUCAGAGUAUUUUGGGGUCUUUUUGUUUUUCUCUAUUCUUCUUUCUUCUUUUAUGCUUUGUUUCUCCCUGGGGUGAUUCAACUUCAUAA